AUGAACUCGUUCCAGACUGCGUUCUGGGGCGUCGCCUUGAUCAUGGAGUUUGCGGAUAUCGGCAAGGGCGGUAGCCAUGUAGGGCUUGGAUUCGGUGUCUUCGUAUUCCUCAGCUACUUCGGUCUCUUCAUCUACUCGGUCAUCGGUUAUCGUCGCGCGAAGGCAGAGGCCAAACGAGGCCAGUACGCACCGGCGCACAACCCAUUCGGGGGUUCCGUACCUGCUCAGCAAUCAUCUCCGUACAACAGCGCACCCGAAUACCAAAAUACCGCAUACCACUCGCAGACGCAACCUGCUGAGAUGAACAACCAGUAUCUUCCGCCAUAUCAGAGCGGUGCUGCGACGGACUACUACCAGCAGCCGGUGAAGCCUGCUCAUAUCGUAUGA
Molecule: messenger RNA, 387 nt
Organism: Alternaria ethzedia
Lineage: Eukaryota; Fungi; Ascomycota; Dothideomycetes; Pleosporales; Pleosporaceae
Exons: 2
Coding region: 1-387 (128 amino acids)
Source: RefSeq, a predicted model, not a curated record